Molecule: messenger RNA, 336 nt
Organism: Mixia osmundae IAM 14324
Lineage: Eukaryota; Fungi; Basidiomycota; Mixiomycetes; Mixiales; Mixiaceae
Exons: 2
Coding region: 1-336 (111 amino acids)
Source: RefSeq, a predicted model, not a curated record
AUGGCCGCCGCGAAGAGCUACAAAAGAGACGGGCAAGGUGCACGGAAUGUCCACCUCCUCCGUCGAGCUCCCUCUCUCGUGCAGCACAUUGGAGCACUCGGGGAUAGCGGCUUGCGCCCAAGCGCUGAGUACCCAGCGCAACCCAUUCUGUCAAACUGCAUCCAGCUACAGCAGACACGUCUGACACAGAUUGACUUGCGUGCAAAGCUGCAGGGGCCCAGGCAGACCAAACUGUCAGGAGCCGACGAUCAAUCUGGGGCAGAGCCCAUAAGGGCAGUAAACCAGCCAGGCCUCGAUAAAUUGCCACAGCUUCUCGACCGAUCGGCGACUGACUAG